GUGAGUGAGUGUUAUGUGCCUUUGGAAGUGCUGGGAGCUUGAUGGGAAUGUUUGAUUAGCUCCACUCAAAAAAGAAAAGGUGCCCAGGCCUCCUUUUCCUGCCUGUUUCUGAUUCUUUAGACUAACGUUGACUGAAGUUUGUGGUGCAGAAAAACUUGGAAAAAAUACCACAUUCAUACUGUGAGGAGAAAGGGAAUACACCUCAGGCAAGUGCACUUUACUGAACCUGCUGAUUUUGUUGUUCUUGACAUGAAGGCAUCAAUCAUUGCAACCUUCUUUGCUUUGUUUCUGACUUGUACAUAUGCAACUAAAGAAGCCACAAAGAAGAACAAAAAGGCUAAACUAUAUGUACCUGAGAUAGACUGCGAUAUCAAAGCAGGGAAGAUAAUCAAUCCAGAAUUCAUUGCAAAAUGUCCACCAGGAUGUCAAGACAUAAAAUACCGUGUUUAUGGCACCAACAUUUACGCUUCUUUUUCCACUGUGUGCAGUGCUGCUAUUCACAGUGGUGCAAUUGACAUCUCAGGAGGGAAAAUCCUUGUUCAGAAAGUUGCUGGACAAUCUGGUUACAGAGGGAGCUUCUCCAAUGGAAUCCGAUCCUUGUCCCUACCACGCUGGAGGGAGUCCUUCAUUGUUUCAGAAGGCAAACCAAAGAAAGGUGUGACAUACCCAUCAACUCUUGAAUAUGCUUCCUCAAAAAGCUCACCUGUUAAAACAGAAUCUAAAAAAUCAGCACACGAUAUAAAAGCUACCAGGAAUACAGACACCUCUAAUGCAUCAGAAAAAUCACCUGAACAAGCCGAUGCACUCCGCAAAGAAUAUCAGACGUCUCCGGGACCGGUACCAACUACACAGGUUACCACCACAACUCUGAAGCCCACCAUGACUCCAGAACUCAUCAGCACAACACCAAAGCCAACUACAUCCCCUGCAACAACCAGCACUACAACUGCUAUUACUGCUGCCAAACCUCGACCUGCAGUGCAUAGGGUCAGGGAUAUAGGUCCUAGCAGUGUCCAUCCAGUUUACUCAGCUGUGGCAGCUGCAGCAGCAAGGCAGGUUCAGGCCGCACAAGGAAGAGGCCAGAAUCAAGCAUCCAGGAGUACUUCACCCUAUGCAAGUAACAGAAAUAUUCCUCGAGCCAAUACAGGUAUUCAACGCCAAGAGCCUGUUGCAGCCUUCCAGAAACCUGCCGGGUCUCCAGUCCAUCUCGGAAAGGUCUACACUUUGGAAACUGACUUGUGGAAACCUGGAUCAAGCCUUUUUGACACAGGCUUCAGUUCAAAGGAAGACUUGAAUCUGAAACCUUUGGAACCAGUUUCCCAGGGAAAUCCAAAUUGCAAAGUUGAUUUAUCCUUCUUGAUUGAUGGGAGCUGGAGCAUCGGUAAACGCCGUUUUCAGAUCCAAAAACAAUUCCUCAGUGAUGUGGCUCAAGCUCUUGAUGUUGGCGUAGCUGGUCCUCUCAUGGGCAUUGUUCAGUAUGGCGAUGACCCUUCUACAGAAUUUAACCUCAAAACUCAUGCAAACUCCAGGGAUGUGAAAAAUGCCAUUGAGAAAAUUCCACAGAAAGGAGGACGUUCUAAUGUUGGGAAGGCACUUUCAUUUGUUAACAAAAACUUCUUUUUGGAUUCCAAUGGAAACCGAGGUGGAGCACCCAAUGUGGCCAUAGUGCUGGUGGAUGGAUGGCCCACCGAUAAGGUAGAGGAGGCCUCCAGACUGGCAAGAGAAUCUGGAAUCAACAUUUUCUUUGUCACCAUUGAAGGAGCUGAUGAAAACGAAAAACAGAAUGUUAUUGAACCCAACUUUGUGGACAAGGCUGUAUGCAGAACAAAUGGCUUCUAUUCCAUUAACGUGCCAAGCUGGUUCAACCUACGCAAGGUAGUCCAGACCUUGGUGAAGCGGGUCUGUGACACUGAUCGACUGGCUUGCAGCAAGACGUGUCUAAAUUCAGCUGACAUUGGCUUUGUAAUUGAUGGUUCCAGCAGCGUUGGCACUGGCAAUUUCCGCACUGUCCUCCAAUUUGUAGCCAACAUAAGCAAAGAAUUUGAGAUUUCAGACACCGACACUCGUAUUGGAGCUGUGCAGUACACCUAUGAGCAGAGGCUGGAGUUUGGAUUUGACAAACACAGCACUAAGCAAGAUGUUCUGAAUGCUAUUAAGCAAAUUAACUACUGGAGUGGAGGGACCAGCACUGGAGCAGCCAUCAGCUAUGCCUCUGAACAGCUCUUCAGCAAAUCUAAACCCAACAAGAGGAAGAUAAUGAUUCUCAUUACAGAUGGCAGGUCUUAUGAUGAUGUCCGAGUGCCAGCCAUGACAGCUCAUCAAAAUGGGGUCAUAGCUUAUUCCGUUGGAAUUGCAUGGGCAGCCCAGGAUGAACUGGAAUCCAUUGCAACAGACCCGGAUAAAGAGCAUUCCUUCUUCGUGGAUGAAUUUGACUAUCUCUACAAAUUUGUUCCUAGGAUCAUCCAGAACAUUUGUACAGAGUUUAAUUCACAACCCCGGAACUGAUGCAAGUAGACAAAGCAUUAUACUGACGCUGGGUCACUGGGUAUCAUGCAGAAAAUACACAAAAUGCUAUACAAGUAAUGCCAGCUAUGAGUCCAAGAAAUACUAGAAGAGUUAUUCUCUGGCAUUUUUCAGUUAACAAAGCUGAUUUCAGAUCUAUUCCUUAUGCAUGAGAAAGCUCUGUGUAGACGGGCAUUUUUAUUUUAACUUUUUUGCUGGCUUCAAAACUCUGACUUGGUUGGCUAGACAAAGAUAGUUACAACCCUUGAAAAGAUAAAUCAAGUGACUCAGCUUUGUAGAUUGAAAAUUUGUUUCCAGAAGAGAGGUUUGAAAAGGUUUUUCAAUGUAGA
Molecule: messenger RNA, 2852 nt
Organism: Gopherus flavomarginatus (Mexican gopher tortoise)
Lineage: Eukaryota; Metazoa; Chordata; Testudines; Testudinidae
Gene: VIT
Product: vitrin
Exons: 19
Coding region: 250-2505 (751 amino acids)
Biological process (GO): extracellular matrix organization; positive regulation of cell-substrate adhesion
Cellular component (GO): interstitial matrix
Source: RefSeq, a predicted model, not a curated record